UCCUUUAUUGUUUGGUUUACUCACUGCUAUUUACGUGAUUACUUCGAUGCUCAAGAUAACAAUGUUUAUGUCAUUUUCGCGUUWAUUCUAUAAUUAUUAAAGUUUAAUUAAUACUUAACAUUAACUUAAACAUAAGACAUAAUAUUAUUUUCUAUUCAUAGGUACAUGUGGUGAAUAAGUGUUUAAAUUUWAAAAAAAAACUGUAAUCAUGCCGUAUGCUAAUCAACCUUCCGUGCAUAUAUCUGAACUGACUACUGACUCAAUUAAAUUUCAAAUUGAAGACACUGAUCUUAGCGUUGCGAAUAGCUUACGUAGAGUUUUUAUUGCUGAAACGCCGACAUUAGCCAUCGAUUGGGUCCAGUUGGAUUGUAAUUCUACAGUGUUAAGUGACGAGUUUAUAGCGUCACGUAUUGGUCUCAUACCAUUAACAUCCGAUGAAAUAGUCGAUCGCCUUCAGUACUCGAGAGAUUGCACUUGCUCUGACUUUUGUCACGACUGCAGUGUGGAAUUCAACCUGCAUGUAAAAUGUUCAGAAGAAAUGACAAGACACGUAACUACUGCAGAUUUAGUGAGCAAUAAUCCACGUGUAGUUCCAGUUACUUCAAGGAACCAAGAUAGUGAUAUUAAUGAAUAUGGUGAAAAAGAUGAUAUACUUAUUAUAAAAUUGCGUAAAGGACAAGAAUUAAAAAUUAGAGCAUUUGCUAAAAAGGGAUUUGGUAAAGAGCAUGCUAAAUGGAAUCCAACUACAGGUGUAAGCUUUGAAUAUGACCCAGACAACACAAUGCGACACACAUUGUUCCCAAAGCCAGAUGAAUGGCCUAAAAGUGAAUAUUCAGAACUUAAUGAAGAUCAGCACGAAGGACAAUACAAUUGGAGAGCAAAACCAAAUAAGUUUUUCUUCAAUGUAGAAAGCUGUGGAUCAUUAAAGCCUGAAAAUAUUGUUCUUAUGGGAGUUGCUGCUCUUAAAAAUAAAUUAUCAAACCUCCAAACGCAAUUCACACAAGAAAUGGAUGCACUCGCUAUAAAUUAAUUUUUAUUAAUAUCUAUACAUUUCACUGACUUUUAAUACACUCAAAAACAAUUGUAAUAUAAUUCUUAUAUUUAUUAAA
Messenger RNA from Diuraphis noxia (Russian wheat aphid), 1109 nucleotides. RefSeq names its product DNA-directed RNA polymerase II subunit RPB3-like. Gene Ontology annotation, molecular function: protein dimerization activity; DNA binding. NCBI's taxonomy places the organism in Eukaryota, Metazoa, Arthropoda, Insecta, Hemiptera, Aphididae. Gene Ontology annotation, cellular component: RNA polymerase II, core complex. Gene Ontology annotation, biological process: transcription by RNA polymerase II. The record is from RefSeq and is a predicted model, not a curated record.